AUGAUUACUCUCGAUAGUAGUGCUACUCAGGAUAAUAAUAAUACAUCUACUACAGAUGAUCUUAAAUUAAGACAAAAUAAGGAAUCAAAUGAUAAUAAGCCAGCUGAACUCCCAAAUGCCUUGAAAAUUAAUGAUACAGAUCCUAAAAGAGUUAAAGUAUAUAUAUUAGAAGACAAUGAAUGGAAAGAUACUGGUACUGGGUUCUGUACUGGUAAAAUUAAACAAAUAAUAAACUCUAUUUCUGAAAAGCCAUCUAAUGAUAAAUCUUCUGAUAUAGCUCCACUGGAUCAAGUAGUCUAUGAAGCUUAUUUGAUAGUAACUAAUGAAGAUAUACCAGACCAAAUUCUGUUGGAAUCUAGAUUGGAAGGAAAUGUUGAAUAUCAAAAGCAAGAAGAAACUCUUAUUGUUUGGAAAGAUAUCAAAGGUGAAGAUAUUGCAUUAAGCUUUGAGGAAAGUGCUGGAUGUGAUGCGAUUUGUAAUUUUCUUGUUCAAGUUCAACGUAAUUUGAAAAGAAGUAUUUCUUUAGUGGCAGUGAGAUCAAGCGAUUCUGGAAUGGGUUCGGCACAUGAAAUUAUUGCAGGGCCUGUAUCAUUACCUUCAAUUGAUUCAAACCAAGACACAGCAACUUUAAUGGAUUCUCUUAAGAUAUUAAAUGAAAAUAUUAGUUAUGAAUAUUUGAAAAAUGAAACAAUUGAAUUUAUUUUUAAAUCAAAUUACGUGGAUCUUCUAAUAAAUAUUUUUCAUAAGGCUGAAAAGGAAAACUUGUUGAAAGAUUUAUUGUUACUGAGCAGUAUAAUAAAAACAUUAAUUUUAUACAAUAACAGAGAAAUCAUUGAAUCAUUAGUAGAAGACAACCAUAUUAUUGGUAUUAUUGGGAUAUUGGAAUAUGAUACAGAAUUUUCCACUAUGAAAGCUAAUCAUAGAGAUUAUUUGAAGAAAAGGGGACCAAUCUUUAAGGAAGUUCUUCCUGUUGAAAAUAAUGAGUUGAAGGAGAUCAUAAAAAAAUGCUUUAGACUACAAUUUUUGAAAGAUGUGGUGUUAGUGAGAUUUUUUGAUGAUAAUAAUAUUAAUUUAAUAUUAGAUAUCAUUAUUGAUUUUGAGACAUGUAUUAUAAAUUUUUUGCAAACAGAUCCAUUUCUAUGCAAGAUUAUCAAUUUAUAUGAAAUUGAAGGUAGUUCUGCAACGAAUAUUUUGAAUUCAACUAUGGCUAGUGAUGAUGAUAAUGAAAUGAAAGAAAAAAGACGUAAUGGAAUAAAACUGUUACAUCAAUGUAUUCAGAUGUCAAAAAAUUUAGAAUUAAGUGAUAAAACAAAAUUUUAUAAAUUUUUAAUUGAAAAAGAUUUCUUUAAUGUACUGCAAUAUGCGUUUAAUACAGAAACUGAUAGUAGUAUUAGAAUAAUGGCCACCGAUAUGAUUAUAACAAUAAUAGAACAUGACAUAUUGUUGAUUCAAAAUGUUCAACAUGAAAAAUCUAGUAAUAAUGAUAUUUCUUCUGUUGACCAAACUUACUACUACUACGCGACUAGGAAGGGAAAUAAUGAUACUUUGGAGAAACAAACAGAGGAUAUGAAACUUUUGUCUAUCUUGGCUACUAUAUUAUUAACAGAUAAAUCACCUGGACUUCGUGAACAAGUCGUUCAGGCAUUUAAUACUUUGUUACAUCCAGAUGGAUAUCUAAAUGGGAAUACAGAAGGUGAAUAUGACUCAGAUGGUAUGUUGAGCAAUUUCAAUUUCAGUUCAUUGAUGGAACAUGAAGAAUAUACUAAUGAUAAUGGUGAUACAGAUCAAAAUAACUGGUUUAAUUCUAAUAGUGAUUUAAACAAAGAUUUAGGAAACAGUGACAAUAAUAAUAUUCAGUUAAAACGUUAUUUUAAAAAUUUUUAUGAUCAAAUAGCUCUAAAGUUAUUUUCUCCAUUGAUUAUGGAUACAAACACCGCAAAUACUGAUCAUAAUGACAAUAAUGACAAUGAUAACAAUAAUAAUAAACAAGAAUGUGAUGAUUAUUUGUUGAUACAUAUAGUUAAACUUUUAUCAUUUAUUGCUACGGAACAUAAUCGUAUUAUUUCAAGGAAAUUCAUUUUAGAGAAUGGAAUUCUUACUAAUAUAAGCAAACUUAUCAAGUCAACCCAUAUUCUACAACUAAGAUUGACUGCGGUACGAACGAUAAAGAAUAUAAUAUCGUUAAAUGAUAAAUAUUAUAAUCGUUUCAUGAUAACGAACAAUUUAUUUGAUCCAAUUUUUGAUUUAUUGAAAGAGAAUCUUGAUAAAGAUAAUUUAGCUAAUUCGUGUAUUCAAGAUCUAUUUAAGAUUAUAGCUAAAAAUUGUGAUGUGAAUAAUGAAGCACGGUCUAAUUUCAAUAUACUGAGUAACUAUCUGGUUGGAAGAUUUAAAGAUAUUUUGAAUGAGAUUGACUAUCUGCCAUUUAUUAAAGCAUUAUUGUCUCAACGUAAUGUUGCAACUAUACCAAAUGAAAGCAUUAAGAAAAGGAGUAAUACUACUGACAAUGAAUCAUAUGGAGAGGAACCACAAGAUCUUGAAAUGAAUCAAGUUGAUAUGGUUCUUGGGUUGAAUCAAAAUGGGAAAAGAUUAUUUUCACAAGUAUAA
Messenger RNA from Arxiozyma heterogenica, 2604 nucleotides. RefSeq names its product Psy2p (gene PSY2). Gene Ontology annotation, molecular function: protein phosphatase activator activity. Gene Ontology annotation, biological process: DNA damage response; protein dephosphorylation. Bases 1 to 2604 code for a protein of 867 amino acids. Lineage: Eukaryota; Fungi; Ascomycota; Saccharomycetes; Saccharomycetales; Saccharomycetaceae. The transcript has a single exon. The record is from RefSeq and is a predicted model, not a curated record. Gene Ontology annotation, cellular component: protein phosphatase 4 complex; nucleoplasm.